Molecule: messenger RNA, 820 nt
Organism: Babesia bovis T2Bo
Lineage: Eukaryota; Apicomplexa; Aconoidasida; Piroplasmida; Babesiidae
Exons: 2
Coding region: 221-790 (189 amino acids)
Biological process (GO): endoplasmic reticulum to Golgi vesicle-mediated transport
Cellular component (GO): TRAPP complex
Source: RefSeq, a predicted model, not a curated record
AAAUUAGCCUAAUUACUACAUAAUAAUUUGGGUUACGUUAAAUAGUAUAACAACCCUUUGGCUACGGUGUGUAGAAAAUGAUGUGUUAAUUAGUUCUAGAGUUUCAGAGACACUUUGGUGAAAAACUGUCUUCAUCAUCGUGUUGUUAUAUAAUAUAUUGUUCUAAUCAAUAAAUCGUAUAGCUACAUGAUGUUGUAUAACUAAUUUACGUUGGUGUUUUAUGUAUCUCGUUUCUAGGAUGGGUGAAUUACAUAGCUUCCACAUUUUUUUUCGUGAUUCUUGUAUACAUCGCUAUUUAUGUAGUUAUGCUGCGUUAAAUGCCGUGAGGCAGUGUACCGGAUCGGAUUGUGCUCGAGAUAAAGCAUCGGAUGAUAUUCCUGAUGAUUUGGAUCGGAAUGGUUCUACUGGUAUAGUGGUUCCCCCUGAGCUUUCUAAGUACAAUACGGAAUAUGAAAAAUUGCUAAUUGGAUUUAUAUCUGGAUUGUCAUCAUUUUGCAAAACAAUCCAUGUGACAAAUGGAUUGGAGUCUAACUGUGGGUUAUCUGUAUCACAUUUCAACGUUUGCGCAACAUCUGAUUUUAAGAUUCAUUAUUUUGAAACCCUGACAGGUUACAAGCUUGUUUGCAUUACAUCGCCAGACGUCAGUAGCUUAGAGUUGACUCUAAGUGCUAUAUAUACUGAUCUCAUUGUAAAAAUGGUAUUAUACAAUCCCCUAUACACAGUCGGCGGGAUGAUUAUCAAUUCUGAGUUUGACACAAUUGUGGCCAAAACGUUACGUGCAAACUUGUAAGAUAAAAAUCAGUCAACGCAAGGUAAUUCU